AUGUCUAUCAUCUUUAAUACCCUGCCUCUCCCACCGCCUGUCUCUGAAUUUGGCGAGCCCUUCUAUCGCUCCAUUAAGCAGGCUAUUGAGGCUAUUAACAUGUAUGCCCAGCCCCUAGGCUUUGGGAUAUCUAGGUCGUUAAAAGUGGCCAUAACCAUGAUCGAUAACCCGGACAUACCUUCGCUAUCCUCUAAAUAA
Molecule: messenger RNA, 198 nt
Organism: Penicillium soppii
Lineage: Eukaryota; Fungi; Ascomycota; Eurotiomycetes; Eurotiales; Aspergillaceae
Exons: 1
Coding region: 1-198 (65 amino acids)
Source: RefSeq, a predicted model, not a curated record